AUGGACGUGGCAUCAACUUUAGAAAAAUAUACACAAGAUUUAUCUAAUUUACCAUUAGAAGUACAACAUCUACUACAAGAGAUUAAAAAUAAAGAUGCUGAAUUAGUUGAAGCUCGAAAAAGAUACAUGUCUAAAGAUCAUCAAUUAUUUAAAUUCAUACGACAAAAUGGAACAAUGACGAAAAAUCCCAAGGAAUCACAACUAUAUCUGAAAAUAGAAGAGGAUAUGAACUUAGUUGAUAAUUUACAACAAGAGAAAAUAUUAUUAGCCAAUUCUACAUUAUUUUUGAUAACUAAAAAUCUAUACAAUCUUGAAAAGGAUAUCAAAGUUUUAGAAAAUGAGGAUUUGAUACCUCCAGACACUGGAGAAAUUGAGAUCAUGAAAGAAGAAUACAACUCAUCAAGUUAUACUCCUUCUCCAGGUUUCGUAAAUGAACUUAUACAACCACCAGCUACAGUUCAAAAGAAAGUUCGUAAACGAAAUCUUAAAUCUCCUCCAGUUAUGGAUAGUGGAUCACUCAUGCUUAAUGAAAAACCAGAUGAGGAUAAUAAUUUAUACUGUUUUUGUCAACGAGUUUCUUUUGGUGAGAUGAUUGGUUGUGAUAAUGAAAAUUGUAAAUAUGAAUGGUUUCAUUGGAGUUGUGUAGGGAUUACUAGUCCUCCAAAAGAUGAUGAAGUUUGGUAUUGUCCUGAUUGUAGUACUAAAUUUAAAAAACAAAAAAAGAGAUGA
Messenger RNA from Insectozyma verbasci, 729 nucleotides. Lineage: Eukaryota; Fungi; Ascomycota; Pichiomycetes; Serinales; Debaryomycetaceae. The record is from the annotation of a GenBank genome assembly.